GGGAGGAAUACGGUUUGUUGUUUUGUUUUGAAAGAUCAUCAUCAUCAUCAUCAUCAACAACCAUUUACCCUAAUUCCAUCGCUUUUUGAAUCUUCAUUGAAUCAUACUCAAUUGAUCCAACGCUGAUGGGAAAAUUGUCAUUUAAGGAUUCUCUGAAAGCUCUUGAAGCUGACAUCCACUUCGCCAACACGCUCGCCUUACAAUGCCCAAGGGACACCGACGGGGCUCUUUUACAGAUGAGAUUAUCCUACACUUCUGCCGCCCAAUUUUUGCUUUUCCUCCUUCAGUGGACCGACUGUAAUCUUGCGGGUGCUCUUGGUUUACUUAGAAUUCUUAUCUAUUUCAAUUAUGUCGAUGGAAACACAACCAUGUCUGUCUAUGAAAGGAAAUCUAGUCUUAGAGAAUUUUAUGGGGUUAUAUUUCCUUCUCUUUUGCAACUUCAAAGUGGAGUUACCGAUUUGGAAGACAGGAAACAAAAAGAUAUUUGCAAUAUCAAAUAUAAAAGAAAGGAUGAUUUGGAUAGAGAGAAACUCUCUGAAGUCGACAUCGAAAGAGAAGAGGAGUGUGGCAUUUGCUUGGAGAUUAACAGCCAGGUUAUAUUGCCUAAUUGCAACCAUUCUUUGUGUUUGAACUGCUACCGGGACUGGCGUGAGAGGUCUCAAUCUUGUCCCUUUUGCCGAGAUAGUCUUAAAAGGGUAAAUUCUGGUGACCUUUGGAUUUAUACAGAUAAGUCUGAUAGUGUUGAUUUAUCCUUAAUUUGGAGAGACAAUUGUAAGAGGCUUUACAUGUACAUUAGUAAGUUGCCUCUUAUUGUCCCCGAUCAUAUGAUCAUUCCAAUUAAUUCUCAUGUUAAGUGACAUUUUUCUGGUGCUGGAACUGGGAACUUUUAAUAUAUGAUAAUCAACAAAUGUACAUAUUCUGAAGGAUAUUUGAAAAUGUAAAUGGCUUUUAAAAUAAAUGGGUGGAUCGUAGCUUGAAAA
Mercurialis annua (annual mercury) is the source of this 980-nucleotide messenger RNA. Its product is annotated as E3 ubiquitin-protein ligase AIRP2. NCBI's taxonomy places the organism in Eukaryota, Viridiplantae, Streptophyta, Magnoliopsida, Malpighiales, Euphorbiaceae. The coding region runs from base 126 to 857 and encodes 243 amino acids. The transcript is spliced from 5 exons. Gene Ontology annotation, biological process: protein ubiquitination. Gene Ontology annotation, molecular function: ubiquitin protein ligase activity. The record is from RefSeq and is a predicted model, not a curated record.